This is a messenger RNA of Nicotiana tabacum (common tobacco), 657 nucleotides long. The record is from RefSeq and is a predicted model, not a curated record. NCBI's taxonomy places the organism in Eukaryota, Viridiplantae, Streptophyta, Magnoliopsida, Solanales, Solanaceae.
AUGUAUGACUACUCUUUGUUUUACAAGAAAACUGAAAACUCAAAUGUCUAUAUAGCAGUGUAUGUAGAUGACAUUGUGGUGACAGGAACUGACACAAUGGAAAUUGAAGACUUGAAGGUGUUUCUAAAUGACAGCUUCAAGAUAAAAGAUCUGGGCAGGCUACACUACUUCCUGGAUUUAGAGGUUCUUUACAAGGAUGAUGGUGUGAUAAUAUCUCAGAGGAAGUUCACCCUUGCUCAAAGAGUAUCAGUGCAUGGACUACAACAGCUUUACUUCACCACUAGACCCAACAGUCAAGCUCAAGGCAAAAGAGGGGCCUACUGUAAUUCUGACUGGGCAGCAUGCCCAGAUUCCCGGAAAUCUGUAAGUAGCUAUCUUGUAUUAUUGGGCAGCAAUCCUGUUAGCUGGAAAUCCAAGAAGCAGGACACCAUUUCAUUGUCUUUUGCAGAAGCAGAGUAUAGAGCUCUAAGAAAGGUAGUGGGGGAAUUGGUGUGGCUUAGUACACUGUUUGAAGAACUUACAGUUCCUUUCCCCAAGCCCAUUGCGGUGUUCUGUGAUAGCCAGUCUGCCAUGCACAUAGCAAGGAACCCAGUGUUCCAUGAAAGAACCAAACAUAUAGAGGUGGAUUGUCAGUUUGUGAGAAGUAAGCGGGGCUGA